UGGCUACCGUGGUGAGAGGCAUUUUCAAGAGCACAGAAUCAUUCUUUUCGUUAUUAAAAGAAGAUGCUGUUUAAUUUGAGGACCCUGUUGAACAGUACAGCUCUUAGAAAUGGUCACCAUAUCGUGGUUCGAAACUUUCGAUGUGGACAACCACUACAGAAAAAAGUACAGCUAAAGGGUCGCGACCUCCUUACUCUAAAGGACUUUACAGGAGAAGAAAUUAAGUACAUUCUAUGGCUAUCAGCAGAUCUGAAACACAGGAUAAAACAGAAAGGAGAGUAUUUGCCGUUAUUACAAGGGAAGGCCUUAGGCAUGAUUUUUGAGAAAAGAAGUACACGAACAAGAUUGUCCACAGAAACAGGUUUUGCACUUCUGGGAGGCCAUCCUUGUUUUCUUACAACACAAGAUAUUCAUCUGGGUGUAAAUGAAAGUCUCAAAGACACAUCCCGUGUGUUGUCUAGCAUGACAGAUGCAGUAUUGGCUCGGGUGUAUAAACAAUCAGAUCUGGUCACCCUGGCUAAGGAAGCAUCCAUCCCUAUUGUCAAUGGGCUGUCAGAUUUGUACCAUCCUAUCCAGAUUCUGGCUGAUUAUCUCACUCUCCAGGAACAUUAUGGCUCUCUUAAAGGCCUGACUCUCAGCUGGAUUGGAGAUGGAAACAACAUUCUGCACUCCAUUAUGAUGAGUGCAGCAAAAUUUGGGAUGCAUCUUCAGGCAGCUACACCAAAGGGUUAUGAGCCGGAUCCUAAUAUAACCAAGCUGGCAGAGCAGUAUGCUAAGGAGAAUGGUACCAAGAUGACGCUGACAAAUAACCCUUUGGAAGCUGCUCGUGGAGGCAAUGUAUUAAUUACAGACACGUGGAUAAGCAUGGGACAAGAAGAGGAGAAGAAAAAACGGCUCCAGGCUUUCCAAGGUUACCAGAUUACCAUGAAGACUGCUAAAGAAGCUGCCUCUGACUGGACAUUUUUGCAUUGCCUGCCCAGAAAGCCAGAAGAAGUAGAUGAUGAAGUGUUUUAUUGUCCACGAUCACUUGUAUUCCCAGAGGCUGAAAAUAGAAAAUGGACAAUCAUGGCUGUUAUGGUGUCCCUGCUGACAGAUUACUCACCUCAGCUCCAGAAGCCAAAGUUUUGAUGCUGUGAUAAUAGUCAAAGAGAAAUGCUGCUCUUCAGUAACUGAUUGAAUCAGUUUAUGGGGGAUAAGGAUAAGAGUCUAAAAAAUAAAUUCUGAUACAUGGUGUAGGUGAACAUUUGACAUUGCUUUGCCAUUGCAAAACCUGCCUGAAGCUCUUAAAUAUCGAUCACACCAUAGUACACAACCAAAUUUGGUUUAAAAUCUCUGAAGUUCAUAAUCUUUGAUUUACAUUGAAAUAGCAUGACAAUAAUCAUAUAUAAUUGCUUUAACUCAAUAUAAAAUACUGUGGUUAUAGCACAUGAUGUCUAAGUCAUUACUUGCACUCUAUGAUUAUUACCUUAAUAAACUGCU
This is a messenger RNA of Sorex araneus (European shrew), 1479 nucleotides long. It is a transcript of the gene OTC, whose product is annotated as ornithine transcarbamylase. Gene Ontology annotation, molecular function: amino acid binding; ornithine carbamoyltransferase activity. The transcript has 10 exons. The coding region runs from base 64 to 1128 and encodes 354 amino acids. Gene Ontology annotation, biological process: L-citrulline biosynthetic process. Gene Ontology annotation, cellular component: mitochondrion. The record is from RefSeq and is a predicted model, not a curated record. NCBI's taxonomy places the organism in Eukaryota, Metazoa, Chordata, Mammalia, Eulipotyphla, Soricidae.